Messenger RNA from Periconia digitata, 977 nucleotides. The record is from the annotation of a GenBank genome assembly. NCBI's taxonomy places the organism in Eukaryota, Fungi, Ascomycota, Dothideomycetes, Pleosporales, Periconiaceae.
CGCUUCAGCAUGGCGUAUACCAGAAAACAAGUCGUUACAUGCAUCAGCAUUGUCUUCCUCCUGCUAGUAACAGCCUUAGCAGCCUAUGCUUCUUCCGAGAACGAGCGCUUUUCCAUUCCCAUUCCCAACGGCCUCAGUUACGCCACUACUCUCCUCCCGCUCGUCUCGGGCUUGCUGUUGGAGUUUGGCUAUGACAUCACCCGAAUCCAAGAACGCCGCAAGCGACUCCCCCGAGGCAAUACUACUCGGCCUGCGCCAGUCAUCGUUGCCAAUACUCUCAUCUUCAUCUACUCGACUGUUGUCAUCACCCUGCUUGGUACCCAUGCGGCUCCACCACCAGGUCACGAUUGUGCUUUGAGAGAGCGCUGGACGGCAUUGUUCAAGAGUAAGAAUGUGGAGGGAAUUCGGACGAUACAGCAGGCGCUGCAAUGCUGUGGGUUUCAGAACUCACGGGACAUGUCAUGGCCAUUCCCUGAUAAAACCCACGAUGCGACGGCUUGUGAGAAGACGUUUGGACACUCCAAUGGCUGUUUCGAGCCUUGGAAAGGCCAGGAGCGGAGGGUUGCUGGCAUCUUGAUGGCUGUCGUUGGCCUGGUAUUUGUCUGGCAGUUCACCAUCAUCGCCGUACCCACGGAACGCGAAUCCUGGCUUCACAGCGUCGUUCCCGAUCGCGUUUCGCGCAUCAUCGCCGCUGACGACGAAGAAAGUGGUGGUGGUGGAUCGCGACCUAAUAUUGGCUUCCUGACUGCCUCCAACGGCUAUUCGGAUCGAGUGCAGGAGGAGAUCAGUGACGAUGAGGGGGGAGCGCGUGGUGGAGCUCGGCGGGCAAUCGAGGGAGGGGUGCAGCAAGUGAGGAGUGCCCUUGAUGGACAGCCGGAGGAGCCCGAUCAUGCGCCAGAUGAGAAUGCGUGGUUGAGGUCCUGAUAAAAUAUUGAAGAGAUAUUUGCGGGUGAUUGCUGCCCACGCACAGGUGCUGU